Molecule: messenger RNA, 5645 nt
Organism: Diabrotica virgifera virgifera (western corn rootworm)
Lineage: Eukaryota; Metazoa; Arthropoda; Insecta; Coleoptera; Chrysomelidae
Product: sperm flagellar protein 2-like
Exons: 12
Coding region: 143-5632 (1829 amino acids)
Source: RefSeq, a predicted model, not a curated record
GACCAUUGUAUAGAUAAACAAUGUGAAUAAUAAAGAAGAAGAACAUAACAUAAUAUAAAGUGGCAAUUCAAAUGUGUCAUAUUAGAAGUUGCGGAAAAUAAUUUGUAUUUACAACAUAUUAUACAGUAUUCAACAAAUAACCAUGGCCGAAGUUGUCUCCCAAUGGAUUCAAGAAAAACUAGGAGUACUCGUCAGUUUAAACCCAGAAGUCUUCUGUGACGUGACUAGGGAUGGUUACCUAUUGAGCAAAAUCCUCAGAAGCUACGAAAUAAUCAACGAGGACCAGCUGAGUUUGAUCCAGAGAGCCGAAAUAAAAGAUAUUUGUCUGAGUAAUUUCCAGAAUUACCUCGUUCAUUGGCUAAAACCUAUAAAUAUCCAUCUUGAAGAUGAAGAUAUAGCGAAUAUCACCGAAGGAAAGAAGUUAGCGUCAUUGAGUAUUUUCUACCGGGCGUUUUUAGAGUUACAUGAGAAGGAUUGUUUGACGUUUAUAGCUAAAAGUAAGCUAAAUGGCGAACUUCGAAAUUCAGUUUCCAAAUUCACGGUCUCGAAAGUGAAGGAAAACCCGUUUAGCAAAUUGGAAAAUGUGGAAAAUCGCUACAACGUUCAGCUGGAAAAUUCCUACGACGUGGUACAUUGGCUUCAAGACAGGUUUGAAAUGGUCAUUAAUAAGUGCAAAACUGCAAGAGAAGAGUACUUAGCUACGAUAAGAAACUCAGAAAGAAGGGUAUCUAGCAGUUUUGCGAUUCCUGGUAUUGCAGUACAUCAUCAGGCCCCUGUCUUCGAUUUUUAUGUGGAUAAUGCUUCUCCAAAAUCUGUAGAUUUGACCUAUGAUGAAUUGGUGGAAGAGACUCGUAAAAUAAGGACAAGUGCCUUCAUACCAGAUAUCAAGCAAGCAAAAGAGAUAACUCAAAAAAUCAAAGAUAAGUUCAAAGACAAAGCCGAUGCUGACAUUUUUCGAAAAGACAUGGAAGAAUACAUCAGAAAAGUUUUCUGGAACAGACUCUUAAACGAAGAAAACCAAGAUUUCGAAACCCACCUUUCAUCAAAAAUGCUAAAACAAUCAUUGUAUGAAACACAGAUGUUGAAAAAAAUGGAAGAAAUAGCUAAGCAGGAAGAACACAUGUUGAGGAGUAAACAGAUAAUAGUAGACGAAAUUAUGAAAGAACAAGAAGCUUUGUUCGUGGAGAAAUUAUUGGAGAAAGACGACAGUAUAGAUAAAAAGAAGUUUGAGUAUUAUUUAGAAAAAGAACGACUAAAUCAGUUGCACAAAGUUCUCUAUGGGGAGGUGCGACGGUUGAGAGAAGAAAAGAAGCAGAAAAUAUGCAGAGAUACUGUUAAAGCGUUGUGCGAUAUGACCAUAAAGUACUCAGAGUUUCAAUCAUAUUUUGAAGAACCUCCACAAAGACGAGUUCUUGACCAAUGGAACAAGCUAAUCGUUUCAGGACUCUCCUUAGAAGAUCCUGCUGUUUCAGCGGUAGCUCUUAUAGACGAAAAAUCUAUAGCUCCCGAACAGAUAAAGCUUAAAGAACUGGAAAGACAAAGCAAAGCGGAUGAGAAAGAGUUUGAAAGUUAUGUGAAUUUUGAAUGGCCUUGGUUGUUGAGUCAGAUUAAUGUAGAGGAAGAAACUUUGUAUAAAUUGAAUUGUGGAAUGAACGUUUUGGGUCAAAAAGUACACCUUUUGCUGGACGAAAAGUAUCCUUUACCGGCACUGCCCACACCACCCGAUUUACCGAGAGCACACAUCCGAGUAUGCGUCAACGGCUUGUCCGACAUAACAUGUUUGCCCUUGCUAUCCAAACUCUUGCAGCACAAGAAUAUUGUAGUUGUAGAGCUACAGGAUGCGGUGACCUAUUGCAUGAGCGCUUAUAAACACGAAAUAGCUGUAACUAAGGAAGAAGAAACCAAAGAUGAUGCUUUGGAAGAGAAAGUUACAAAGGUGAAGAAAGAGAAAGUUGUUAAAGGGAAGAAGGGAAAAGCUGCGAAAAGACCUAAAAAGGAGGGUCUACAAACUAGUGUUGAUCAUCAAGAUAAGUUGGUCCAAACGCCAAGAAUUUUUCCGUCUGAAGAAAUUGUGUUGACGCCUUUUGCAGAAUUGGGGAGAAUAGCUGAAGAAGAGUUGUCAAAAGGAAAUGUACUGACAGAUUAUUUGUUGGUUUCGAUGUUUAUAGAAUAUUUAAGAUCAAAACCUGAUAUAGAAGGAUGGGUACUGAUCAACUACCCAACGAAUAUUGAACAAGCCAUUCUCCUUGAAGAGACUCUUUCUGGACUCAAAGUACCAGGAGUACCCGAAUCCAGCAGGAUUUGUAAAAGUUUGAUCGAUAUAGUCUACAUUUGCGACCCAGAAGAUGACGUUGAAGAAGACGAACGCAGGUUUUCUAAGUUGGUGCGAGAUCCUACACAACCAUUAGAACCACCUGCUUAUGAUACAGUUCUGACAGGAUUUAUAAACAUUUGUCCAGACAUAGAUCAAGAAACAACAGCAGAAUGGACAGAAUCUUCAAAGGAACAAAUGUCCUCAUUUCUAAACGAGCCAGAAGAAGACUUGAACCUAAAACAAUUCUACGCAGAUAUGGGCUGUUACUAUUCCUUGUACUACAAAAGCUUCGAAUAUUCUCCCGUCAAGCAGUUGGCCAAACUGAUAAUAGGGGAUUACACUAUUCCUCCAAAAUCCUCCAUAGAACUCUUCGGAGACGUUAUCCGCUAUAUUGAGUCCGAUAAAGUUGCGUAUAACAGACCAUUCAAGUCUGUCAAGUCAGGAGAAAAAGUAGAACGAGAGAGGAUUGAGAAAGUGUUUAAAAAGACCGAAGUUUCUUUAGCCUCAUCUGAAAUAGUAACACUGGAAAAACCAAAGAAGGGCAAAAAAGAAAAAAAGGCUAAAAAACAGAAAGGAGGUACAAUAAUCGUACGCGAAGAAAAAUACACUCAGAUCCCGUCUGUGACAAUUGUUGAAAUCGAAGAAGACGACCCUACCGCGUACCAAAUUGAGCCUAAACCUGGAGAACCUGGAUACAAAUACCUAACAGUGCCGAUUCAUGAUAAAAUCGGAUCGGUGAUAACGAACUUUUGGGAACACAUGGAAGAAGUGUUUGUUAAUGAUAUGACGCAAGUGUUGUUUUUGAAGAAGACGCAUUUGAAUAUGCUAAUGCCUUAUAUAUGUUACGUUAAGACCUUGAUUAAUAAACACAUAAUCAAGCCGGAUGAAAGGCAGAUGUAUCUGAUGCAGUUCCAGGAACGGUUCAACCAAUUCGACAGUGACUUUCGUCGGGAUAAUGAGUUUAAGGCUGAACUGCAUUGCUUAGUGAAUGAACUAAAAAAUAGAUUAUUGGACAUGUGUGACAAUAAAAUGAUAGCAGCAGAACAAGAAAGACGUGCCAUCAUCCAUAAAAACUGGAGUCCAAUACAACUCGCAGAAAUCAUCAACAACUACAUUAAUGGCUUCCAGCUGGAGUUGGACAGACAUAUAGACACUCUGAUGUUCAUCAACGAUUAUUUCACCGGACUUAUCAGCCAGGUGAUCACUGAAGAUGAAAUCACUAAAGAAAUUUUGCACAAAUUCGAACUGGAAAAUAAAACGUUCGAAAAAUUGGUUAAUGAUUACUUGUUGGACAAAGAGGAACAUGAGCAUAAUGAGAACCCGUUGAAGGGAAGACUUGAGGCUAUUUACCAUACUGCCUUGGUAGCUGCAGAGGUGCGUGAAGUUACAGCAUUUGAUCAUUUUAUGAAGGUAAAAUUAUUAUGUCAUCCGGACGAGGGAAAGGGAAAAGGAAAAGCAAAAAAGAAAAAAGAACCAAAAACUCUUCUUACUGCCUUUGAACAGAGCAAGAGCGUAAAGAACAAUCAAGACAGAAUUUUUGAUGAAUGGUUAUGCGCUCUACACGGUGAAAUAGCUCGAGUAGAAGUCCGAUUUUUGCUAUUGAAACACGAUAUGUUUGAAAACGUUAUCUGGUUUAUUAAAGCCCUAAGAAAGACCUUCAACGAGAUGCACAGCAAUAUUAAAACAAGAUAUAUUAAAGAAGUGGAAUGCGUUAAAAAAGCUUGCCAUUUUCUUUCGACGGCAAUAGAAAACGAGGUACCCAUUCAAGAAGAGCUUCUCUUCGUCGAUGAUGAUUUCUUAAUAAACGCAGAUAGUUUAAUGUUUGAAAGUCCAGUUCAACAAGAUGUCGAAGAACUAUCAGAUGAUUUAUUGUUCAGUGUUUCUAAACUGCAGAAAAUCACAGAUAUACUCUCUGAUUUAGCUCCAGACGGUUUUUUGCAGUGUGCAAAAUUUAUUUUUAUUCUUCAGGACUUCAUAGCCAGUGAAAAACCAUACUUGGUGCCGAAGGAAUGGAGAAAGCUAGAAGGGUACCGAGUUAAAUAUCUAUCCCAAAGACUAUUUGAAAGUCAAAGCUACAUCACCUGGAAAGACUUUAUAAUAUACAACUUAACCAUACCAAUUCCGACAGACAAAGAACUCGUCUCCUUAAAAAAUCAAUGCUUACUCAUCGAUACCCUACGUUCAGAAGUAAUCUCCAAAGAAGAAUUUCUUCGUCUACAUUUUUGGUUCGACAAAGACGAUGAGAAUAAAGAUAAGAGCAAUGGUGAUUCUGUGAAGAAGUUAUUGUUUGAGAUGUACAGGUAUGAUAAAGAAUCCUGUAACUAUACGGCAAUGCUUUUGGAUUUUUGUAAAGGUGCGUCUACACAAGAGGGUGUAGCAAAAGCAUUGGCCGUCGUAAUUGGUAAGCCUGUUUGUUGGAGUGAAGAUAUAGGAAGAAGCUUUGUUGAAGAAGUUUUUCGCAAAAGAGAAAUUCAUGAAGAGGAGGUACGACAACGAGAAAUAGAAUUGCAAGAAUAUAGAGAAUUUAUUGGAUCUAUUAUUAAUAGUAUAAUUGAUAAAACAGUCCAUAGCUGUGACAGCGUCGUUAUAACAGAAAUACUGCCAAGAGAUGAUGAAGAAACCAGAGAGGUCGGAUUCGACAUAGAUAAUCAAGGAGAAUAUAUACCACACGAAAGAAGAGAAACAGCUUCGAGACAUUCUAGACAUAAAAAUGAUGUGAAAGGGUUCAGAAACAGUGCCAAGAAAAUGUCCAGAGCUUCUGAAUCACACGAAUACAGGCAACGCAGCAAAAGUAGAAAUUCUGAAUCACACGAACACAGGCCACGGAGCAAGAGCGGAACUUCUGAGUCACAUGAAUCCAGGCAACGCAGCAAAAGUGGAACUUCCGAAUCACACGAAAAUAGGCAUCGAAUCCGAAGUGUUCCGGAAACUGAAACAACUGGAAAAAGUUAUAUUAAAGGUGAAUCUGUUACAACGACAAGCAGCCAUCCACAUAAACAAAAAAGCUCUUCUCCACCUACUUCUUCAAAUACAAUCGGUUUUGAAAAUCAAACAUCUCCAUCACUCUGCUACUUCCUUCGAUAUGAUGACAUCGCUAAAGUCUUAGCUGCAACAUUAUCGAAUAUUCUCGGUUCAAAAGAUAACAAGUUUUUCGACGUUUUGUGUAAUAUAUACCAAAUCUGCAAAAACUCUGCUUUCAACAACGAAGUUCUUUGUCACGAGUUUCUGAACUGUAAAGAUUUUUUGCAGUUGAUGGAAGGCAAGACGAAAUUCGUUAUCAAAUAUCCUGGACGAAUUGUAAAGGAGAUGUUAAAAUAAAAAAUAAAGUCAA